Messenger RNA from Drosophila santomea, 505 nucleotides. RefSeq names its product peptidyl-prolyl cis-trans isomerase NIMA-interacting 4. Bases 81 to 473 code for a protein of 130 amino acids. Gene Ontology annotation, biological process: rRNA processing. Gene Ontology annotation, molecular function: DNA binding; peptidyl-prolyl cis-trans isomerase activity. The transcript has 2 exons. Lineage: Eukaryota; Metazoa; Arthropoda; Insecta; Diptera; Drosophilidae. The record is from RefSeq and is a predicted model, not a curated record.
GCGCAGCACUGACCCCAUGUGUCUGCUCCAACCGAACUGUUUACUUGAUUGGAAUUGCCAUUUAGCAAUAUUUAACGAAAAUGCCACCGAAAAAAGAUGCAAAGGGCGGAAAGGAUGCGGGGAAAGGUGGCAAAAAGCCAGCCGCCGAGGACAAGUCUGCCGGUAAGGAGAAAAAAGGAGGCAACGCCGUAAAGGUUCGUCACAUCCUGUGUGAAAAGCAGGGCAAGAUCACCGAGGCGAUGGAGAAGCUGAAGGCGGGCCAAAAGUUUCCCGAGGUAGCGGCAGCAUACAGCGAGGACAAGGCGCGACAAGGCGGCGAUCUCGGAUGGCAGAUCCGCGGAUCGAUGGUGGGUCCCUUCCAGGACGCCGCCUUUGCAUUGCCCAUCUCCACCGUCAAUAAUCCCGUGUACACAGAUCCCCCGAUCAAGACCAAGUUUGGCUACCACAUCAUCAUGGUGGAGGGAAAGAAAUGAGAGCUGAUUUUAUAAAUCGAAUUUUAAUGUGA